Messenger RNA from Penicillium odoratum, 1044 nucleotides. Its product is annotated as NAD(P)H-dependent flavin oxidoreductase. The transcript has a single exon. The record is from RefSeq and is a predicted model, not a curated record. Lineage: Eukaryota; Fungi; Ascomycota; Eurotiomycetes; Eurotiales; Aspergillaceae. Bases 1 to 1044 code for a protein of 347 amino acids. Gene Ontology annotation, molecular function: nitronate monooxygenase activity.
AUGUCUCUCCACACGCCCCUUUGCUCCCUUCUCAAAAUCCAACACCCAGUUCUCCUAGCUGGUAUGGCCCGCGCCUCAGGCGCUCCCCUUGCCGCCGCAGUCUCAAACGCAGGAGGUCUCGGCACAGUAGGCGGACUAGGCUACACCCCAGAGCAACUAUCGGAGAUGCUAACGGAGCUCAAAUCGCUACUCCGCGACCCAUCACUCCCAUUCGGUGUAGAUCUCGCCCUACCACAGGUAGGCGGAGGCGCGCGCGCGACAAAUCAUGACUACACGCACGGUAAACUGGACGAACUGAUCGAAGUGGCGAUCUCGCACGGUGCGAAACUCUUCGUCUCGGCUGUGGGCGUACCUCCCGAGAGGACUAUUAAGCGGCUCCAUGAGGCUGGGAUACUUAUUAUGAAUAUGGUCGGGGCGCCGAAGCAUGCGGAGAAGGCGCUCCAGCGUGGAGUUGAUAUUGUCUGUGCGCAAGGUGGUGAGGGGGGUGGGCAUACCGGGGACAUUCCGUUCUCAGUGCUGAUUCCUGCUGUUGUGGAUGUUGCGAAGAGGUAUAAGAGUCCUUUGACAGGGUUGCCGGCGCAGGUUGUUGCGGCGGGUGGUGUUAAUGAUGGGCGCAGUCUUGCGGCGUCGUUGAUGCUUGGUGCGUCGGGGGUGUGGGUUGGGACUCGCUUUGUGGCGUCGGAGGAGAGUGGUGCCAGUCGGUUGCAUAAGGAGGCUGUUGUUGGGGCUCAGUAUGGAGAGACGAAACGGACGCUGGUUGUUUCCGGGCGGCCGUUACGUAUGUUGCCAAAUGACUAUGUUAAGGAGUGGGAGAGUCGGCCUGCUGAUAUUGCGGAGUUGACUGCCAAGGGUAUUGUGCCCAUGAUGCAUGAUUUGGAAAAUGAGAAGGACGUCGAUAUGCCUUUCUUGAUGGGAGAUGUCUCAGCAGGCGUUAAAGAGAUCAAACCGGCUGGUGUGAUUGUGAAGGAAAUGGUUCAGCAGGCCGUGGAUGUUCUUAAGACGGGCAAUUCGUAUAUCACUGGCGGACAGUCUAGUAAGCUAUAG